Messenger RNA from Heterobasidion irregulare TC 32-1, 966 nucleotides. RefSeq lists its product as uncharacterized. The coding region runs from base 1 to 966 and encodes 321 amino acids. The transcript has 12 exons. The record is from RefSeq and is a predicted model, not a curated record. Lineage: Eukaryota; Fungi; Basidiomycota; Agaricomycetes; Russulales; Bondarzewiaceae.
AUGUCUUACCCCACCUUCGUCCUUCCGUCCAACUGUGUCUCACUGGUAGGGAUAAUAUGGCAAACAGAGAAGGUAAGAGACCUGCGCAGGCUCUGUCACAAUAAUUUUUACGUUGUACCUUGCUUGCAUGAAGAUCUUAGCAUCCCGAACCUUUUCAAUGUUCAAGGGAAGACCGCUGUAAUAACAGGGGGAGGUUCUGGGAUCGGAGCUAUGAUAGCUGAGGCAUUUGUGCGGAACGGUGCUAAAGUUUACAUAGCAUCACGGAAGGAGAAACAGUUGCAGCAGGUGUCCAGCUACUUGAACAAGACUGGACCUGGCUCUUGCGAGUACCUGGUUGCAGAUAUUGGCUCCAAGGCCGGAUGCACUCAGCUCGCUGAGGCCAUUAUAUCAAGGGAGUCGAAGAUUCAUAUCCUUGUGAACAACUCGGGUCUUGCCUGGGGUGCACCAUACGACGACUUCCCCGAGAAGGAGGGAUGGGACCGACUGAUGGCUGUCAAUGUCAAGAGCAUCUUCUAUCGUGCGCCGCUGACGAAGCUCCUGGAGAAGGACUCCACUAAUGCUGAUCCAGGCCGCGUGAUCAACAUCUCCUCGAUUGCAGGAAUUUCCCCAGUUGCAGAAGGAAGUCGAGUGCUUGGGGAAGGCAAUGGCCUCUGGAGUUAUCAUACUAGCAAGGCAGCGGUUAACCACCUCACUUCAUCACUAGCCGCCACCUUGGCGCCUCGGUACAUUACUGUGAAUGCCAUUCUUCCUGGAAUAUUCUCUUCUAAGAUGACCGCAUAUGGCUUCAAGCGCGCGGGCAGUGCGGAUAACAUGGCUGCUGGACAUCCUUUCGGGCGUGUUGGAGAGCCUCGAGACAUGGCUGGCGUAGCACUCUUCCUCGUGAGCCCUGCCGCGUCAUAUGUUACUGGCGCACACAUCGUUCUUGAUGGCGGAGGACUUGUUUCUGGCUCCAAGGCUCACUUAUGA